Molecule: messenger RNA, 3433 nt
Organism: Chrysemys picta bellii (western painted turtle)
Lineage: Eukaryota; Metazoa; Chordata; Testudines; Emydidae
Gene: CHPF2
Product: chondroitin polymerizing factor 2
Cellular component (GO): Golgi cisterna membrane
Molecular function (GO): glucuronosyl-N-acetylgalactosaminyl-proteoglycan 4-beta-N-acetylgalactosaminyltransferase activity
Source: RefSeq, a predicted model, not a curated record
ACAGGGUUCGGCGUGCAGAGCGGCAAGCGAGAGACCAUAGAGCGAGGAAGAGGAAGGCGCCGGGGGGACAGAGAGGGGCUGGCAUGAGGCGGCUGAGCUGGCAGCUGUCGGAGCGCUGGCCGGACACGAGCAAUGCCAGCCUGACCCAGCCCCCAGGGCUGCUGCCGCCUGGCCGACACAGCGCCCGUGUGAGGCGAGUCAGGCAGGGAGCGGCGCCGGGCCUGGGCUCCUGCGCGGAGAGCGUCUGACAGGAAGCACUGGCCAAUCUCCCUGGCAUUGUCUCAGAAGUGGAGCCUCUGACCUCUCUUCUAGCAGGGGGUGAAUGGUAGCCUGGAUGGGACCAUCAAAAGUGCAGCAGCUGGGAACCAAGAAACAAGCAGGUGGGACAGGCUCUUGUGCUGUUAGCCUGAGUCAUCACUGAGAUACUGUCCACCAGCUGCAAAGGGUCAGUGUUUCAUGUUGCCAGAUGUUAUUCCAGGGGACCUGAGCAUUGGUUUCUUUCUCCCUCUGCUCUUAAGGCUACUGUACUUGGAAGUUCAGGAAACUUUCUGAUUCCAUCCCAUGUGAGAAGUGUUUGUAUCUUGAAGUCCCUGGAGUUGACUGGAUUCACAGAUCUCAGGGCUGAAGCCCUCUCUGCCUCACCUGUCAAGGAGCUGGGAAUGACUCUCCACAUCUCCAGGCAUGGACACUACCUGGGGCUCAUUUAAUUCUCUUUUCAACAUGAGCCAUAUUGCCAAAUUCUCUGAACUUUAUGGUUUAUCUCUGACAUUGUUACACACCCAUGACUGGGCUAGAUCUGUGGCCUACUACUGCCUUUAAGUGGGAAAUCGUGCCUCUCAUGCUACUGGAUCACUGUUUUCUAGCUCUCUCAGGUUCUGGUGCAUUUCUAGAUCUCCCUUUGUUCAGAUUUUUUGUGAUUCUAGAUACUUCCUUGUUGAAGAUUCUGCAUAUUGUUUCAUGAUAGCUCUGCCAUGCGUCUGGCUACUCUCCUUGCCUUCCUGCGGCCUGCUCUGCCACUCAUCCUGGGCCUCUCCUUGGGAUGCAGUCUAAGUCUGCUGCGUGUCUCCUGGAUCCAGAGUGAUGGGGAGGAUACUUGCAUGGACACAGGGGUAAAUAAUGGGCUGUUUGCUGGGAAAAUGCAGAAGGACUCCAUUGCUGGAGGAAGGUCAAGCCAGAAUGAUGAGGACUUCAAACCCAGGAUUGUUCCCUACUACCGAGACCCCAACAAGCCUUACAAGAAAGUGCUCAGGACUCGCUAUAUCCAGACAGAGCUGGGCUUCCAUGAACGGCUCUUUGUGGCUGUGCUCACCUCCAAGGCAACCAUGAACACACUGGCUGUGGCAGUGAACAAGACAGUGGCCCAUCACUUUCCACACCUGCUGUACUUUACAGGGUUGCGCAGCGCCAAGGUGCCUCAUGGUAUGGCGCUGGUGUCACAUGGGGACGAACGCCCAGUCUGGCUGAUGUAUGAGACCAUGCGCUACAUCCAUCAGCACUUUGGGGGUGACUAUGACUGGUUCUAUGUCAUGCAGGAUGACACCUAUGCCCAGGCCGAGCAGAUCAAGACCCUGGUGACGCACCUAAGCAUUAAUCAGGAUGUUUACCUGGGACGGGCUGAGGAGUUCAUUGGGGGGGAUGAACAGGCCCGCUACUGCCAUGGUGGCUUUGGCUACUUGGUUUCCCGGAGCCUGCUGCUCAAGUUGCAUCGGCAUCUGGACAGCUGCCGUAAUGAGAUUCUCAGUGUGCGCCCGGAUGAGUGGCUGGGACGCUGCAUCAUCGACUUCCUGGGCAUCAGCUGCGUCUCCCAGCACCAGGGCCAGCAUUACCGCUCCUAUGAACUGGCCAAAAAUGCAGACCUAGAGAAGGAGGCGGGUGAGGACUUCCAGGCGGCACUCACUGUGCACCCUGUCUCUGAGGGGACCCUCAUGUACCGAUUGCACAAGCAUUUCAGCAGGAUCCAGCUGGACAGAGCCUACCAGGAGAUCCAGCAACUCCAGAUGCAGAUCAGGAACCUGACAUCGCUGACACCAGCCCGCGAGGGUGGGCUGACGUGGCCCAUAGGCAUCAAUGCUCCCUUUGUCCCCAAAUCCCGCUUCGAGGUGAUCAGCUGGGACUACUUCACAGAGCAGCACCUCUUCUCCUGCCCCGAUGGCUCCCCCAAAUGUGAGCUGGCUGGAGCCAGCAAGGCUGAUGUUAGUGACAUCAUCGAGGCAGCGCUCCAGCAGCUCAACAGCCGCUACCAGCCUCAGCUUCGUUUCUACAAGCAACAAUUGCUGAAUGGCUACCGGCGCUUUGACCCCACACGGGGCAUGGAGUACGUGCUGGACCUCUUGCUGGAGGCUGUAACCCAGAAGGGCCACAGCCAUGUUCUGGCUAAGCGGGUGAGUCUAGUGCGACCCCUCAGCAAGGUGGAGAUCAUCCCCAUGCCCUAUGUGACAGAGGCUACACGCGUGCAGCUGGUGCUGCCCCUGACCGUGCAGGAGCUGGACUUUGUCAGCAACUUCCUAGACAUGUUUGCCAUGAACACGCUGGAUACGCAUGACAACGCCCUGCUAACCCUGCUCUUCAUCUACCAGCCUUAUGAUGCUCAGCGGGUCAGCCAGCUGGAUGUCUUUGCUGGGGUCAAAGCUAUGGUGGGAGAGCUUGAAAAACGCUAUGCAGAGGUGAAAAUCCCCUGGAUCAGCGUCAAAACCGAGGUGCCAUCCCAGGUGAAGCUCAUGGACAUAGUGUCGAAGAAGCACCCUGUGGACACCCUCUUCUUCUUGGCCAGCGUUUGGACAGAGGUUAACACGGAGUUCCUGAAUCGCUGCCGCAUGAACACCAUCAGCAACUGGCAGGUCUUCUUUCCAAUGCACUUCCAGGAGUUCAACCCAGUGCUGAUGUACCAUGGCGAGCAGGCCGCCUCCUCCAGCACCGACUUCCUGAGGGAUGGGCACUUUGACAGUCAUGCCUUUGCUGAGGCUUGCUUCUACAACUCUGACUACAUGGCAGCACGCACCAAGCUGGCGGCUGACAUUUUGGACCGGGAUGAAGUGCUGGAGAGCAUGGAAGUAUUUGAUGUCUUCCUUCGCUACUCCGGCCUGCACCUGUUCCGGGCUGUGGAGCCAGGGCUGGUGCAGAAAUAUAUGCUGAGGAGCUGCAACCCCCGGCUGAGUGAGGAACUGUAUCACCGCUGUGUGCUCAGUAACCUGGAAGGGCUCUCCUCCCGCUCGCACCUGGCCAUGGCCCUCUUUGAGCAGGAACAGGCCAAUAGCACCUGAAGGACCAGAAGCUGCCAGUGGUUCCCCAGCACCUUAAUACUUGCACCUUCCACCCUCCUUCCCAGCCCCAGUCCUGCCCUGGGAAAAAUGGGUGCGUGAGGCCAAGGGGCGGGCAGGGCAAUUGGAAAAUUUGGUUUAAUAGGAAAAGUGAUUAAAGUUUCUUCCCAUGCAAA